CACGUUUCACCAUAACUCCAAAUUCCAAGGGGGUCCUUUUUCUCUUCUCUGAUUUUGUAAGUCAAAAUCAAAAUGGUGACAGCUUCUUCUCCCCCUUCUAAGGAAGCUCAAUCAGAUAAAAAAUGGGUGGACAAUGGUCCCUCUCGCAAGGGCAAAUGGUGGUACUCGACUUUUCACACUGUGACAGCCAUGAUUGGUGCAGGUGUUCUCAGCCUGCCCUAUGCCAUGGCAUAUCUAGGAUGGGUUCCAGGAACCUUGAUGUUGUUGUUAGCUUGGUGCCUAACCAUAAACACAAUGUGGCAAAUGAUCCAACUUCAUGAGUGUGUACCAGGAACCCGGUUUGAUCGUUACAUUGAUCUUGGUAGGCAUGCUUUUGGACCAAAGCUUGGACCAUGGAUUGUGCUGCCUCAGCAACUGAUUGUCCAAGUUGGGUGUGAUAUUGUUUACAUGGUGACUGGGGGGAAGUGCCUAAAGAAGUUCAUGGAGAUUGCAUGCACCAAUUGCACACAACUAAAACAGUCUUAUUGGAUUAUCAUUUUUGGAGCCAUUCAUUUCUUUCUGUCUCAGCUUCCCAAUUUCAAUUCAGUUGCUGGUGUUUCUCUAGCAGCUGCUGUGAUGUCAUUGAGCUAUUCAACUAUAGCCUGGGUGGCAUGCUUGAGUAGAGGUAGAAUAGACAAUGUUAGCUAUGGCUACAAGAAAACAAGCACAAUUGAUUUCAUGUUCCGAGUCUUCAAUGCACUUGGUCAAAUUUCAUUUGCAUUUGCUGGCCAUGCAGUGGCCCUUGAAAUUCAGGCUACAAUUCCAUCAACUCCUGAGAAGCCCUCCAAGAUACCAAUGUGGAAAGGUGCCAUUGCUGCCUAUAUCAUCAAUGCUAUAUGCUAUUUCCCAGUUGCAUUUGUAGGGUAUUGGGCCUUUGGAAGAGAUGUUGAUGAUAAUGUGCUUAUGGCACUUGAAAAACCUGCAUGGCUCAUUGCCUCAGCUAACUUGAUGGUAUUCAUUCAUGUUGUUGGUAGCUACCAGGUUUAUGCUAUGCCUGUUUUUGACUUGAUUGAGAGAAUGAUGAUCAAACGAAUGAACUUUCCUCCAGGAGUAGUACUAAGACUUGUUGCUAGAUCUUCUUUUGUAGCUUUUACAUUAUUCUUUGGGGUGACAUUUCCUUUCUUUGGUGAUCUUCUUGGGUUCUUUGGUGGAUUUGGUUUUGCCCCCACUUCAUAUUUUCUUCCCAGUAUUAUGUGGCUGAUAAUCAAGAAACCCAAGAGAUUCAGCUUCAACUGGUUCAUCAAUUGGGCUGCAAUAUUCAUUGGAGUGUGCAUUAUGUUGGCAUCUACAAUUGGUGGCUUUAGGAAUAUUAUUGCCGAUGCCUCCACUUAUCAGUUUUACACCUGAACUAUGUUAUAUUAUUGGAAGAAUAUAUGGCAUCUGCAAUUAAUCUAGUUGUUUAUAACUCAAAUAAUAUCAGUUUCACG
Abrus precatorius (Indian licorice) is the source of this 1466-nucleotide messenger RNA. Its product is annotated as lysine histidine transporter-like 6. The transcript is spliced from 8 exons. Lineage: Eukaryota; Viridiplantae; Streptophyta; Magnoliopsida; Fabales; Fabaceae. The coding region runs from base 73 to 1386 and encodes 437 amino acids. The record is from RefSeq and is a predicted model, not a curated record. Gene Ontology annotation, cellular component: plasma membrane.